This is a messenger RNA of Fusarium subglutinans, 1251 nucleotides long. Its product is annotated as OYE2-NADPH dehydrogenase (old yellow enzyme) isoform 1. The coding region runs from base 1 to 1251 and encodes 416 amino acids. The record is from RefSeq and is a predicted model, not a curated record. Gene Ontology annotation, molecular function: NADPH dehydrogenase activity; FMN binding. NCBI's taxonomy places the organism in Eukaryota, Fungi, Ascomycota, Sordariomycetes, Hypocreales, Nectriaceae. The transcript is spliced from 4 exons.
AUGCCUAUCGCAGUCACACCGCCAGCGGCGCACGCUGCGCUGAAGGACACUGUCUUGUUCUCUCCCUUGAAGCUUGGCAAGUUGACCUUGAAGCAUCGACUUGUGCAGGCACCCAACACUCGCAUGAGAAGCGAAUUCGAGUCCCGUGGAGUUUACGUCCCUGGUCCUCGUAUGGUUAAGUACUACAGCGAUCGCUCCAGUGACGGCGGUCUUCAGAUUACUGAGGCGACCGACAUUGCCCUGAACGCUAGUGCUUACCCCGGUGUUCCUGGCGUCUUUACCGACUCCCAAUUACAGGGAUGGAAAAAGGUAACUGACGCUGUCCAUGCCAAGGGCGGUUUCAUCUUCACACAGUUGUGGCACACUGGACGGGCGUCCUGUAGCGCGCAGCGAGGUGGUGAGAGGGCUGUGUCUUCUGGGGAUCAGCCCAUGCCAGGUACAUAUCUCGAUGGCACUGAUACCAAGGAUGAUCCUCCUCGAGCCUUGACAGUGGAUGAGAUCCACAGCAUUACUGCCGAAUGGGCAGCUGCCGCCAAGCGAGCCGUCGAGGUCGCUGGGUUCGAUGGUAUUGAGAUUCAUGGUGCCAAUGGUUAUCUUCUUGAGCAGUUCCUUCACGACAACAUCAACAGCCGAACUGACGAGUACGGCGGCUCUGUUGAGAACCGAUGCAGAUUUCUGCUUGAGGUCCUUACUGCUUGUUGUGAUGCUAUCGGUGCCGACAAGGUCGGUCUUCGACUUUCGCCUUACAAUUACUUCCAGGGCACGAAGGACAGUGACCCCAACACUCACUGGUCGUACCUCUGCACCCAGAUCGCCAGUCUUCCAGAUAACCACAAGCCUGUCUACGUCCACAUGAUUGAGCCCCGUUUCGACGAGGUUCUCGACGAGCAGCAAAAGCUCGCUGCGCUUGCCAACGGUAGCAGUAAAGAUGGCACUGCUGUUGAAGUUGGCAAGCAGGCAAACUCUCUCAACAUAUUCCGCAACAUUCUCCAGCCUUCUGGCAUUCUAUUCCUAGCCUGCGGAAACUUCAACCGAGACAAUGCUCCCACCAAGAUCAAGAGUCAAGAAGCUGACCUGGUCGCCAUGGGCCGACACUUCAUUGCCAAUCCUGACCUGGCUGAGAGAUUACAGAAUGGCUGGCCUCUUAACGCUUAUGACCGCAACACCUUUUACGGUGCUGAUCCUCCGGAGAAGGGUUACAACGACUAUCCUUUCUACAACCCCUCACAAGAGGUGAAGAGUGAAGCAUAA